AGAACUAACUGGCAGUAUUAUCAUGGACACCGUCACUGUCGACCUCUCCAUCCAUCUCCGGCCUCCUCCUCCUCCUCCCUCCUCCUCUUUCUCAGUGUGGAAGCGUCACGACACCUCUUGAAUCCCGUGGCUUUUCGAGUGAGGCUCCAUUGAAGAGCACAUGUGAACCGUCUGCCUAAAACAACCCGGGGGUAACGAAUAUAUUUGGGGGAAAUCAACUCUCCCUUGUGCUUCUACGUUUGUUUUCACUUGGUGAGCAGUUGCGCGUAAAGUAGCGCAACAAAUUGCCGCCUCGCUGGCUUAUCAAACACCGCGCUGGCUGGAGCUGAAGCCAUUGCUGGUUGGAGAUGAAAGGAUGCGGCUGACUUCAGAGGUGCAUGAUAUAAUGGACAUGCUGUAGCUCUGGCCACAGUGAAGCUCAUUGGGACCAGCUUGGAUCCAGUAGGGUUUCAGAGGUUCCAGUUCACCUCCAGGCACUGCCAUGGACUUCUUUAAUGAUCCCAACCUCUUUGUUGGGAGUUUGGAAGGGCUGGAUGAUGAUGGCUUCCCCUCAGCACCUUCACUUGUGGAUGAGCUAAACCUUAGUGCUGACUUUGAGCCCCUCCAAGUGGGGCCUCUUGGUCCAGCGAAGCACCAAGACAUGAUUCCACCAGUGUCAACCCAACAAACCAUGCCUGUUUACGGUGAGCAGAUGGGUCACUACAUCGGUGUUAAGGGACAGAAUCCAAUGGCAUUUUCUGGUCCUGGGGGCCAAGGUGGUGGAGGCGGGGCCAUGAAUGUCGAUCAGCAUGGUCAGUACCACAAUGUCGCCAUGAGCCAAGUAUCCCAAUCCAAUGGGCUCUACUGUAACAGUAGCAGUCCAAUGUGGGGAAACCAAGACCAGAAUGGGAUUAUGUACCACCCCUUAUCUCAACAGCAACAACAGCUUUGUCAUCAGCAGCAACUACAUGUCCGUCAACAACAAACACAGCAGCAGCAACAGCACCACCCGUGUCAGCAUCCACAACAGCGGCAGCAGCAGCUGCAUCAACAGCAAAGCCAUCGGCAGCAGCUGUUAAACCAGCACCAGCACGAGCACCAUCAAAUUAACACGCAGACUUUGUCUUUGCAGCAACAGCAGCAGCGUAACUUCUCCUUUCAUCAGGGGGGUCAACCUCAGAGCCAACAGCAACUUCACCAUACUCAGCAGGUUCAACAUCAACUCGCUGUUGGAGGACCAAGGUUCCAUUCAAGGGCUCUACCAAGUAAGCCCUAUAUGGAGCAGGAGAACGCUUCUCUGGGUGGGACAUGCUUACAACCACAGCAGCAACAGGGGAGCUACCGGCUGACUAGGGGAGGUCAAGCUUUCUCUGGAUCAGGACCCCAAGAUCCUAACCUGUCCUUUCCCAUGCAUUCAUCAUCUAUGGUUCACUCCUUGCCCACAUGCUCUGUCAGUUCCGCCACUGCUUACCAACCGGCUCAGUACCCUGCAUACCCUGGAGAGCCUGAAUUAUCCCCUCUCUCUCAGCAGCCCACAGCCUUAGCGUCUAGGCCCAACACCACCACCACCGCACCACUCACUACUACAGUGCUGGAGCUAUCAGGGACAGUAUGUCAGUUUCCACCCACAGCUGUUAUGAGUCAGCGGCACUCUAGGACUUCAGUCAGCCAGGCAGAGGAAUGUCCCUUCCGGGCCCAAAGUAAGCCUGGGGAAACCCAAGGCAACUGCAAGUCAACUGAGAUGUUUGGUGACUCUAUGAGCUGCUACCCCAGCAUCAUGAACCACCUGCCCUCGGAGCAGCCCCAGAGCUGCAGGGCCAUCAACACUAAUGGAUACCAAGCACAGGGAGACAAUCUCCUGCAAUCACAGGCACAGGAUGGAGACUUGGAGAGCCUGGAGCCUCCUGACCUCCUGCCUGACCUAAUGCCCCAGCUGGAGGCUGCGCUCAGCCAACAGGAUGAAUCCAACUGUUCCUGGCCCAAGCCCUGCCAGGAGAGGGGAGAAGAGGAGAGGAAACCCCCACCUGUGGAGAUCAGAGGAGGGAAGCCUCGGAAGAAUGCCAAUGGUCCCAGUAGCCAGGUACGGGUCCUUAGUCCCCCACUGAAGAGCAGCUCAUCGUCGUCCUCUUCGUCCUCAUCAUCUUCAUCCUCAUCCAGCUCCCCAGCGGAGAAGAGGUCGCAGCGGAGGACGCAUCAUCCGAUGGAGUCAAACCUACUGGAGAAGCAGGAGAAGGCAAACAGAAUAAUAUCAGAGGCUAUCGCUAAGGCCCGGCAGCGCGGGGAGAAGAAUAUCCCCAGAGUUAUGAGCCCUGAGAGCUUCCCCAGCUCCUCGUCACAGCACAAGAGCCACCGUGACCGCGAGCACAAAGGAAACGGCAAAGCACGGCCAAAAGAGAAGGUAUCCAGGAAGGUCUGCAUUGUACCCUCCUCCAAGCCCAAGCAGAAGGCCAAGAUCGGGAAAAUUGUCAUCAAGAUUGGGAAGAAGAAAAAACGAAAGCCUGAGUCUUCAGAGGAGGAGUCGGAUGAUGACCCUCCCACUCGACACACUUCUAAAGAUGUCGACUCUAAGAGGCGAUCUAAUCGCCAGGUGAAGAGAAAGAAAUACGCUGAAGAGCUGGAGGCCAGGUUGUCAGAUGAUGAAGUCAAGGUUAUUGUCAAAGCCAAGAAAGCAGCAUCGAAGGAGUCUUCUCUUCAACUCUUUGUAGAGAAUCCAAGUGAAGAAGAUGCUGCAGUUGUCGACAAAAUCAUGUCCUCACGCAUCACCAAAAAGGAGGUCUCUCCAGGCAUGGUGGUCGAAAUGGAGGAGUUCUUUGUAAAAUACAAAAACUACUCCUACCUACACUGUGAGUGGGCCACAGAGCAGCAGCUGGUGAAGGACAAGAGGAUUCAGCAGAAGAUCAAACGUUUCAAGAUAAAACAGGCACAGAGGGCACUCUUCUUUGCAGAUAUGGAAGAGGACCCCUUUAACCCCGACUAUGUUGAGGUAGACAGAGUACUGGAGGUGUCAUAUUGUGAAGACAAAGACACAGGAGAGGAGGUGGUGUACUACCUGGUGAAGUGGUGCUCUCUGCCAUACGAGGACAGCACCUGGGAGCUGAAAGACGACGUAGAUCAGAGCAAGAUUGAGGAGUUUGAGCAGCUGCAGGCAGCUAAGGCAGACUCUCGCAGGAUGGAAAGGCCCCCGGCCAAUCACUGGAAGAAGAGGGAUCAGUCGAGGGAAUACAGGAACAGCAACAGCCUCAGGGACUACCAGCUCGAGGGGGUCAAUUGGCUCCUCUUCAACUGGUACAACAGACGAAACUGCAUCCUGGCAGACGAGAUGGGCCUGGGAAAGACCAUCCAGUCCAUCACAUUCCUAGAGGAGAUCUAUCGUGUGGGUAUUAAAGCGCCGUUCCUCAUCAUUGCCCCGCUCUCCACCAUAGCCAACUGGGAGCGCGAGUUCAGAACGUGGACCCAUCUCAAUGUCAUUGUCUAUCACGGAAGCAUGGUCAGCAGGCAGAUGCUCCAACAGUACGAGAUGCAUUUCAGGGAUACACAGGGCCGUCCGAUAAGAGGCGCCUAUAGGUUCCAGGCUGUUAUCACCACUUUUGAGAUGAUCCUUGGAGGAUGUCCUGAGCUCAAUGCCAUAGAGUGGCGCUGUGUUAUCAUCGACGAGGCCCAUCGACUAAAGAACAAAAACUGCAAGCUGCUAGAGGGCUUCAAGCUCAUGAACCUGGAGCACAAGGUCCUGCUGACAGGUACUCCUCUCCAGAACACUGUGGAGGAACUCUUCAGUCUGCUCCACUUCCUGGAGCCGGCACGCUUUCCAUCAGAAAACACCUUCAUGCAGGAGUUUGGAGACCUUAAGACUGAGGAGCAGGUACAGAAGCUUCAAGGCAUCCUGAAGCCCAUGAUGCUGCGUCGUUUGAAGGAGGACGUGGAGAAAAAGUUGGCCCCUAAAGAGGAAACCAUCAUCGAGGUCGAGCUCACAAAUAUUCAGAAGAAAUACUACAGAGCGAUCCUCGAGAAGAACUUCUCUUUCCUGGCUAAAGGAGCUGGACAGGCAAACAUGCCCAACCUGGUCAACACCAUGAUGGAGCUGAGAAAGUGCUGCAACCACCCCUACCUCAUCAAAGGGGCUGAAGAAAAGAUCCUGGAGGACUUCAGGGAGGUGUACAGCCCCACUGCCAUGGACUUCCACCUGCAGGCUAUGGUACAGUCUGCAGGAAAGCUGGUCCUUAUUGAUAAGCUGCUGCCUAAGAUGAAGGCUGGAGGGCACAGGGUGCUCAUCUUCUCCCAAAUGGUGCGCUGCCUGGACAUCUUGGAAGACUACCUCAUUCAGAGAAGGUACUUGUACGAGCGGAUAGAUGGACGUGUUCGAGGGAACCUGCGGCAGGCAGCGAUAGACCGCUUCAGUAAGCCCGAUUCAGAGCGCUUUGUAUUCCUCCUCUGUACAAGGGCUGGUGGCCUGGGAAUCAACCUCACUGCAGCAGACACCUGCAUCAUCUUUGACUCUGACUGGAACCCGCAGAACGACCUGCAGGCUCAGGCUCGCUGCCAUCGGAUCGGUCAGAACAAGGCGGUCAAGGUGUACCGUCUGAUCACCAGGAACUCGUACGAGAGAGAAAUGUUUGAUCGAGCCAGCCUCAAGCUGGGCCUGGACAAAGCAGUGUUGCAGAGCAUGAGCGGCCGGGAUAACAGUCUGGGAGGAGGCACUGGGGGAGGGGCUCAGCAGCAGCAGCUGUCUAAAAAAGAGAUCGAGGAUCUGUUGCGACGUGGUGCAUAUGGGGCAAUCAUGGAUGAGGAGGAUGAAGGGGCCAAAUUCUGUGAGGAGGAUAUCGACCAGAUUCUCCAGCGCAGGACAAAAACCAUCACCAUCGAGUCUGAGGGACGAGGGUCGACCUUCGCUAAGGCUAGUUUUGUGGCAUCUGGAAACCGCACAGACAUCUCUUUGGAUGACCCCAACUUCUGGGACAAGUGGGCCAAAAAGGCUGAUAUUGACAUGGAAAUGGUCAAUGGCAGAAACAGCUUGGUGAUCGACACUCCUCGUGUCCGAAAGCAGACAAGGCCGUUCAGUGCUACGAAGGACGAAUUAGCCGAGCUUUCAGAGGGCGAAAGCGAGAGUGAUGACACCAAACCGAAGCUCAGGCGAAACCACGACCGUCUCAACAGCUAUGGACGCACAGAGUGCUUCAGAGUGGAGAAGAACCUGCUGGUUUAUGGUUGGGGUCGUUGGAAGGAUAUUCUGAACCAUGGGCGGUUUAAGAAGCAGCUGACGGAGUGGGAUGUGGAGUCCAUCUGCAGGGCCCUGCUGGCCUACUGCCUGGUCCAUUACCGUGGAGACGACAAAAUCAAAAGCUUCAUGUGGGACCUGAUCGCCCCUACUGAGGAUGGACAAACCAAAGAGCUGCAGAACCACUUGGGUUUGUCUGCCCCGGUCCCUCGUGGCAGAAAGGGAAAGAAGAUGAAGACCCAGUCGAGCUCUUUUGACAUUCACAAAGCAGAGUGGCUGCGGAAACACAACCCAGAGCACAUGCUUCAGGACGAUGGCUACAAGAAACACCUCAAACACCACUGCAACAAGGUGCUGCUCAGGGUCAGAAUGCUCUACUACCUGAAACAAGAGGUGAUAGGAGGCCAGGCCCAGAACGUGCUGGAUGGCGCAGACUCCAGUGAGAUAAAGAUCUGGGUGCCAGAGCCCGACCAUUCAGAGCUGCCAGCCUUGUGGUGGGAUGCCAUCUCUGACAAGUGUUUGCUGCUGGGCAUCUUUAAGCAUGGUUACGAGAAGUACAACACGAUUCGUGCAGACUCGACCCUUUGCUUCAUAGAGCGGGUGGGCCGACCGGAUGACAAGGCCAUCGCUGCUGAACAGAGAGGCAAUGAUUUCAUGGAUGGGGAUGUGGACGAUCCGGAGUACAAGCCUGCUCCAGCCCUGAUGAAGGAUGAUAUGGAGGAUGACGCCUCUUCACCUGGAGACUUGGUUGUCACUGACAAUGCAGGAGAUGCAGUUCCAGUGACAGGAAAUGAAACCAUUUACUGGCCCUCAUCCUCGGUGCUGACCGCCAGGCUGAGGCGUCUGAUCACGGCCUCACAGCGCUUCACCAAGAGCCGGCAGAUCCUCCAAAUCCACCAGACUCAGUCUCAGACCCAGCCAGCCAUGAUACUGUCCGCUCCACUCUGCCCACUGCCCCCCACUCUCAACGACACCCUAAACCCCAAGAUGGUGGCUAAGAUUGAACGUCAGCAAAGAUGGACCAGAAGAGAAGAGGCUGACUUCUACCGUGUGGUCUCUACAUUUGGUGUUGUUUUUGACCCAAACCUGGCCCGGUUUGACUGGACCAAGUUCAGGGCGAUGGCUCGGCUGCACAAGAAGACUGACGAGAGCCUGCAGAAAUACCUGUGUGCUUUUACCGCCAUGUGCCGAAGGGUGUGUCGCCUGCCACCCAAAGAAGGAGACUCUGCGGUGGACCCGUCUCUGACCAUCCAGCCCAUCACAGAGGAGCGAGCGUCUCGAACUCUUUACAGAGUAGAGCUGCUCCGCCAGGUGAGGGAGCAAGUCCUCCGCCAUUCAUUACUGUAUGAGCGUUUGCCGCUGUGCCAGAUGAGCUCUGACCUACCGGUGUGGUGGGAGGCAGGCACUCAUGACCGUGACCUGCUAAUCGGGGCUGCCAAACAUGGCGUCAGCCGCACAGAUUACCACAUCCUGAGAGACCCCGAGCUCAGCUUCAUGGCUGCUCAACGCAACUACAGCCAAACGAAAGCUACACAUCAGCAAUCGCGCACAUCCACCCCGCUUCUACACCCUCAGUGCCACACCAACAGCUCAGCAGUGACAGGCUCACCGCUGCCUCCACCCGCCCCGAGAGACCCCGAGCCAGGUGCGGUCGUUCCCAAAGUGGAGCCAGCGUCAGAAGCGGAGGAAGACAAGGAGAAGCCAGGAGAGAGCUGGAGUCCUCCUCGAGCACCGGCUACUCCCACAGGUCUGGAGGAGAAGCCGGGUACUGAGGUGAAAGAGAGCGAGAAGAAGAUGGUGGCAGCACGAACCAAACCUCUCACACCCAACUCCUCCGAGAGGAAACCCAAGAAGGCCAGCAAGAGAGCGCGCAGGGAGGCGAGGAGAGGCUCAGAGUCUGACUCAGAUGGCUCCUCUUCAAGCUCCUCAUCACGCUCCUCUUCCUCUUCGUCAUCCUCCUCUUCUUCCUCGUCACAUACUGGGUCUAGCUCUUCCUCCUCUUCUUCAUCUUGCUCCUCUGGGUCUUCGUCGUCAUCCUCAUCAUCCUCAUCCUCUUCUGAUGAUAGUGAUAGUGAGGGAGAGGAAGGAAAGAAGAAAGUGCCUGCAGCAACAAUUGUAAAAGGUUUUGAUGAGGACAGUGUGGCGUCUCUGAGCACUACACAGGAUGAAACACAAGACACUCAUGUGGAUGAGAACGGCAUCAACACUCCCUCACAUCCUGUCCAGGGAGGAGGGUACAUGCUCGCUGCUUCCUACUGGCCAAAGGAUCGUGUGAUCAUCAACCGCCUGGACAGCAUCUGCCAGGCAGUGUUAAAGGGCAAGUGGCCUGGAACACGCCGAGUGUACGAGCCCGGAGGUGCAGUCGCCUCCUUCUACACCACCAAGCUCCUGGACAAUGCCAACAGCCUGAGCGAGGACCCCUCUUCCUCACCACAGGGGUCAAAGGUGACCAAGCAUGUUGCAGAAAACAAGGAGUUCUCAGUAAAACUCAACGAUCAGGAGGGAGGUCUUAAACUGACCUUCCAGAAACAAGGUCUACCUCUGAAGAGGCCCCUAGAGUCAGAGGAGGCUCCCCAGGCCCAGCAGCAGUACCUGGCCCGGCUUCAUGAACUACAGAGCGCCUCAGACACAGGCCUGGCCGACAUCACCAAGCCCCAAUGCAGCUUCCAACCUGCAGAUCUUACCGGUCAGAUGAGGCUAAACGGAGUAGUGGAUGGCCAGCCAGUAGUGAAGAGGAGGAGGGGAAGGAGGAAGAAUGUGGAGGGGAUGGACCUGCUCUUUAUGAACAGGAGUAGAGUUCCUCUUCCUGAGCAGGUGCCUCCUGGGUGGGGGGGUAUUGGCCAGGUGGGCAUGGCUGUGGCUCCUAUGCCAGGCUUCAGCCAGAGCGCCAAUCAGAUCCCAGGGGACACUGACAGUAGAGUCCCGGUCAUCAACCUCAAAGAUGGAACACGGCUUGCUGGGGACGACGCUCCAAAGAGAAAGGACCUAGAUCUGUGGCUGAAAGAGCAUCCCGGCUUUGUGGCAGACACAGGCGCCUUCAUCCCUGGGGUAAACAAGAUGCAGAUGCAGUUCCACUUCCAGGACGGUCGACCUAAGCAGAAAAGGCACCGCUGCAGGAACCCCAACAAGAUCGAUGUGAACAGCCUGACGGGAGAAGAAAGGGUCCAGAUUAUCAACAGAAGAAAUGCACGCAAGGUCGGUGGAGCCUUUGCUCCUCCUCUGAAAGAUCUGUGCCGGUUCCUUCAAGAGAACCCCGAGUAUGGAGUCCCACCUGAAUGGGCGGAUGUUGUCAAACAGUCGGGUUAUCUUCCAGAGAGCAUGUUUGACAGGAUCCUAACAGGCCCAAUAGUUCCUGAGGAAGUGAGCCGUCGUGGACGUCGUCCUAAGAAUCCUCUGGCCAAAGCAGCGUCAGCGGCGGCAGCAGCGGCGGCAGCAGCACCCAACCCAGCAGCCUUGGGUCUGAACCCUCUGCUUUCCAAUGGCCUCCUCUCUGGAAUGGACCUCGCCAGCCUGCAGGCCUUCCAGCAAAACCUCCAGAGCUUACAGUCCCUGCAGCUCACUGCAGGUCUAAUGGGGCUGCCAUCUGAUGCUAGCAACCUGGCUGCAAGUAACCUGGCUGCUAUGUUUCCCAUGAUGCUCUCUGGCAUGGCAGGAAUCCCAAACCUCAUUGGCAUGAGCAGUUUACUGGGGAAGCCUGCUCAGGAGAGUACUGGAGGCCCUGAAGAGGGGACAAAGGGAGCCAUCGGCGGUGUUGCAGGAGAGCCUUCAGCCUCUAAAGCCCCCUCUCACACCUCAGACACCAAAGGAGAAAGGACAGAGGGCUCAAACACGACCCCUUCCUCCACUUCCAGCUCCUCUUCCUCAGUCGCAGCCCCACAAAGUGCUUCAGCUGUUUCUGCAGCCUCUAGUCACCCACUGUCUCUUAACCCCUUGUUACUCUCCAGUAUGCUGUACCCAGGGAUGCUUCUCACUCCAGGCCUUAACCUUCCUGUGUCUGCCACACAGCUGCAGAGCUCAAACAGUGACCCCACCCUUUCUCCUGCUCCUCCUCCUCCUCCUCAGCCUGCAGCCUCUCAGUCAUUGCCACGGGAGACAGAGGUGCGAGCAGCAGACAAGGAUAAAGAGGAGGAUGACGAGGAGUUAGAGGAAGAUGAAGAAGAAGAGGAGUCAGCAGAGCAAAAAGAGAACAGUGGUCCUGAAGGUUCGGGGAAAGCCGAGUCAUCUUCAUCAGAGUCUGGGAGCUCCUCUUCCUCAUCCGAUGGAUCAGACUCCAGUGAUGAGGACUGACCUUCUGAAUAUAUAAUUAUAGAUUUAUUUAUGUAUUGCCUAGAAAUGUAUACAUAUAUUCACAUAUAUAUGGAUUUUCCAGCACUUAUGUUGCGAUUUCUUUACAUGUAAAUACAAGAACUAACUCAAAUGUUGUGUAAUAAAGACCACAAAAAUAUGAAAAAAACAGACAACUGACUUAAAGACACUGAAAUGAGAUUUCAGUUCUUGUUCAAUGGUACUUGUUUUGAGACAUUUUGCAUGUCAGACUUUAGUAGAUUUCUGAACUCUGUGAACUUGUACCACACGAUUAUGUACAAAUACAACAAAAAAAGGCAUUAUUGUAAUUAUGUCAGGAUUUAAUUUUAUUAAAAAAGUGAAACUACAUCAACAUGCUCGUUGAGCUGUACUAUUAAUAUAUUUUGAUUGUCAGGGGUUGGGAGAAUGAGACUUGACAAACACUUUGGUUUCUCUUGUACAUAGUAAGAACUUUUACAGGUUUGUUGACACUUAUGCUUUGCAGAUCAUACAUUAGAUAUGUCAGCAAUAACUUGGGCAGCUAAUGAAUGUCACUGAAGCUGUAGAUUCUCUGUCUGCCAUGUUCCAACCCAGUGCACAACUCAACCUCACUUCCUUUCAUAUCAUGUCGGAGAGUUAAUUUCUGCAUUUGUUCACAUCCUUUUUUUCGGGAAACAGAAUUGCCUGAAGCUCCCUAUUUAACAAAGCUUCAAAUGUAGGGGGGAAAUCUGUUCAAGUAUUACUUUCUUCAAACAAACAACAUAAGCUUGAAUCCGUCAAGGUAGAUCAAAAUUCUGCUGUGAUUAAUUUUUUUAAAGGCUUCAAAAAAAAAAGAAAACUCCUUAUUUUCACCAUCACCUUAAGAACAUGUCACAAGUCCAAGGCGCACUUUAGCUUCUCACAGUAAGCUUACUCCGUUCACUUGCACAUCUGUUGAUUUUAACUACAGUGUCUCAUUAACUCCUCGAGCUGUGGGGACAGAAAACAACCUUUUACUGUGUGCCAAAAACUGCCCUUUGACCUUGUUUGGUCCUGACAGAGUUUAGUGGUCUCUCUCAUGGAUAUUAUUACUACAGCCCCGCCGUAUUUGACUGCAUCUUACCUCGACUGUGCUAAAAUGAUUGGCUUCACUGUGCUGAUUUACAUGUGCAUAGGUGUGUCUUUUGCUGUCCAUGUACAUAAAGUCUUACUCUGCUAAAAUGUGUAUGUCAGAGGCUAUUUUUCUUUUCUUUUUUUGUUCUUACUGAGAGCUUCCACUGUGCUGACUUCUUUGGCUGGACUGCUUCUCUCACCUGCUUUCUACUGCUUCCACAACUGUUCAGUCUGAAUGUUGUCUCUAAAAUAGGGGGGCCUUGCAAGCCAGUAGAAAAUACGAUAUCAAUGUUUUAAACUUCAAACACUUCUGGAUUGGCAAUUUCAGUUCCUUUUUGGAUUCUGCAUUGCAUGUUCGCCUGUCUACCAAAGUCUUACAGAACGCACAUGGCACAAGCACAAAAUAGUUCAAAUCUUGCCUAUGAUUGUGGUGAUUGUCAUUGAUCGAGCAUUCAAUCUGACGCAUGCAGUGCCAGACAGGCUAAUUUCUGGAAAGGCGAAAUAUUGGCAGCAGCUGGUGUUGCUGGGCGUUUGCAGCUUGUUGUAUUUGUUUCACUCAGUGCUCGAAUUGUGUUUUAAAAAACAAAUGGAGCUUCAGCUAGGUGUAGAAGUGCCCUUAUCCUGUACCUUGCUCUAUCGUUCCUCUUCCGUCUGACUAAUGAACAGCUCAGAUUUGUGCUAAGUGUCCAUGUUUGUGCAUUUUUUCACUUAGUGCUUGGCUGUGUUUAUCAUUUUGUUCGUCAUCAUCUCUGCUCAUGGCAAUGUUCAGCUGUAACCAGGAUACACACAAACACUUGAGCCGAAGUACCUUUUUGUAACCCUCUCAAGCACAACAGUGCUUGCUCUAGGACUGCUGUUACACAGUGGACUGUUAGAUACACUUUUCAAAAUAAUUUCAGAGGUUCAGGUUUGUGUUUGAACUCACAGAGCGCCCCUCCAGUGUUGGUAAACCUCCACUGACUUAACUCAGUCUAUUUAGUUCUUAAGUACUGCUGUAGCAUCUAAUCUGGAGUGGCUGAAGACAUGUCUGAUCUCUAAUGUUGCUUUAAGCAGUUUUCUUAUAUGCCUGUUAUUUAGACCUCCUCAUGGGUUUUGCUUGCAAUGCAACAGCAUUUCUUUUGAUAUUAUUACUAACAGUACAGUAUUUUUCUAUGUCUGAGCAGUGAACUUAAACAUGCCACUGUCAUUUUUGUAUAUCUGCACCCCUGUUCUCUUUAAACUUGUAGUGCCCUUAUGCAAAACAUCCAGCCAUCGCUAUACUUCUGCUGUAGGUGAUCUGAUGACUUUUGCUACUUUUUGUUGCUCCGCGAUGAUGUGUUGAUGGAUUUAUGACAGUGCUAAACCUCUAUAGGACACAAAUGGAAACGAUGGCAGUCAUAAGAUUGGAUUUUUUUUUGCUUUCAUUUUGCUUACCUUGUUUUCUUAUUUUGUACUGUACAAUGAUUCGCAAGACAUUGCAAAUGCUAGAGAGGCAAUGUUGAAUCAGACAAAAGUAAACGAUGACCAAUAUGCAAGAGGAAAGACAAAACACACUACUGCUGUACAGGGAGGUUUUCUUUCAGUUUGCAUACAUGUAAUUACUGAGAUGACGAAACUAGCAUCAUUGGUUUGUAUUUUUAUUUCAGGCUUGAUAAUAUCCUAAAUGUCACCCUGGUCAGUUUUUUGUCUUGUUUUAUUUCAUUGAACAGUUGUAAUAUUUGCAAGUUGUGGUCUGUGUAGUCAAAAUAAUUCUUUAUGUAGUGCAGGACAACUUGUCUUAAAAAGUCGUUUGUAAUUUAUUGGAUUACUUUCUAUGAAGUUCUAUAGAGGAAAUUGAGGUUUAAUUAUUUUUAUUAAACAUAUUCUUCUGACUAUCA
Notolabrus celidotus (New Zealand spotty) is the source of this 12423-nucleotide messenger RNA. It is a transcript of the gene chd9, whose product is annotated as chromodomain helicase DNA binding protein 9. The transcript is spliced from 39 exons. NCBI's taxonomy places the organism in Eukaryota, Metazoa, Chordata, Actinopteri, Labriformes, Labridae. Bases 482 to 9478 code for a protein of 2998 amino acids. Gene Ontology annotation, molecular function: protein binding; ATP binding; ATP-dependent chromatin remodeler activity. The record is from RefSeq and is a predicted model, not a curated record.